AUGUCCGCCGCUAUUGCCCUGGCCAAGGGCAUCGCACAAACUCUCCUGAGUGGCAGUCACGAUCGGCGGCAUAUGUAUCCGCCUCGCCCAACUCAUGUACCGCAUCUCUGCAAGAAGCAGCGGUGGCGUUUUGCAGCGCCAGUCCAUGCUCCCCUAUGUUGCGGGCAGCGGAAACGGUGCGGCAGCUAA
This is a messenger RNA of Leishmania mexicana MHOM/GT/2001/U1103, 189 nucleotides long. RefSeq lists its product as hypothetical. The coding region runs from base 1 to 189 and encodes 62 amino acids. The record is from RefSeq and is a predicted model, not a curated record. The transcript has a single exon. Lineage: Eukaryota; Euglenozoa; Kinetoplastea; Trypanosomatida; Trypanosomatidae.